AUGGAGCGUGCGUUGGCACCAGUCUCCUACAUCAUCUUGCCAGUAACACAUGAUCCAUGGCCAGAUGAUGUCGCUGAUCUCUCGUCGUCACCUACUACAAACAUCACAUCGCACUCGAUGUCGGUGCUUCUGAAAGCACUGCUGGCUAUUGUUGUGACGGUGAUGAUCAUCGUGACGAUUAUUGGGAAUGCGCUCGUCUGCCUUGCUGUAGUACUGGUGAGGAAGUUGAAGCAACCAGCCAACUUCCUUAUCGUAUCGCUCGCCAUCGCCGAUUUUUUUGUUGGUAUGCUGGUGAUGCCUCUUGCGCUCGUUGAUCUUCUUUUUCCUGAAUGGCCGUUAGGAAGAUCAGUGUGCAAGUUAUGGACAACUGCUGAUCUAACACUUUGCACUGCUUCCAUAGUCAGCCUCUGUGCAAUAUCUGUGGAUCGUUACCUGGUUAUCACCAGACCUUUGCGAUACUCAGCUAUGCGAACGACGGCACGAAUGCUCGUGUAUAUAGCCAUUGUAUGGGUUGUAGCGGCGGUCGUCAGCCUAUCUUCUCAUAUUAUUGCGAACCUACUCGACUCUCAAGGAGCAGAUGAUCGGAUCUGUCAGGUGAUCCAGCACUUCGCCUACCAAAUUUACGCGACCAUCAUCUCAUUCUACGGUCCAACCCUAAUUAUGCUGAUUUUAUAUGUGAAGAUUUGGCGUGCUGCAAAACAAAUUGCACGAAAAGAUCAUGAUCAGUCGACGCAUGCACAUGUUGACGUCAAUAAGAACUGUAACGAUCACAUGGAUCUGAUUUCGGAAGUGCAAAAUCCCUUGAAGAUGGUGAAGAGCGAUCAUCGCGGAUAUUUACAUCGUCCAAGUGCUCUUUUUCAUGCUGUCAGAAUGCCGCUGAUUCGACAAAACGACCGAAGCGAAUGCAAAGCACGGAAAACGUUAGGUGUUAUCAUGAGUGUGUUCAUCAUCUGCUGGCUGCCGUUCUUCUCUCUGGCUUUACUUAAGUCGUGCCUAAGCCUGGUAGUGCCUUCCUGGCUGGAUGUGCUGGCACUGUGGCUCGGAUAUUCGAAUAGCACCUUGAAUCCUGCCAUCUACUGCAAGUACAACAAGGAUUUUCGUGUACCAUUUCGAGAGAUGUUAGCUUGCCGGUGUGCCACAUUGCAGCACGUGAUGAGGCAACAGAGCUUUAGCAGUCGAUAUGGACCGGCUGUUCCUCGAAGGAAUGAUAGUCAUCCGGAAUGCUCCGACGUCUAA
Messenger RNA from Necator americanus (New World hookworm), 1236 nucleotides. RefSeq lists its product as uncharacterized. The transcript has 6 exons. The coding region runs from base 1 to 1236 and encodes 411 amino acids. NCBI's taxonomy places the organism in Eukaryota, Metazoa, Nematoda, Chromadorea, Rhabditida, Ancylostomatidae. Gene Ontology annotation, cellular component: plasma membrane; dendrite. Gene Ontology annotation, biological process: G protein-coupled receptor signaling pathway, coupled to cyclic nucleotide second messenger; chemical synaptic transmission. The record is from RefSeq and is a predicted model, not a curated record. Gene Ontology annotation, molecular function: G protein-coupled serotonin receptor activity; neurotransmitter receptor activity.